This is a messenger RNA of Penaeus indicus, 5391 nucleotides long. Its product is annotated as serine protease svh-1-like. NCBI's taxonomy places the organism in Eukaryota, Metazoa, Arthropoda, Malacostraca, Decapoda, Penaeidae. The transcript has 29 exons. The record is from RefSeq and is a predicted model, not a curated record. Gene Ontology annotation, biological process: proteolysis. Gene Ontology annotation, molecular function: serine-type endopeptidase activity; protein binding; chitin binding. The coding region runs from base 1 to 3999 and encodes 1332 amino acids. Gene Ontology annotation, cellular component: extracellular region; membrane.
AUGUCCUAUGUGAGUAAGUCCGCUCUCCCAGCUGGCCUUCAAAACAUUCUCUACUUCACGUCGAAGGAGGUAGCCAGGUCGUCUUCGCAGCUGUACUCGGGUCCUCCCCCUCCAUCCCCUCGGCGUGCCCGUCCCCCUCCAGGCCCCCCCACCUGUCCCUCCCCCAACGGUCUCUUCCCUCAUCCUCAGGACUGUUCAAAAUACCUAAACUGCGCUGGAGGACGAGCUUUCGAGCAGGCGUGCGGUCCGGGUACGGUGUUCAACCCGGCCAUCAGCGCCUGCGACUGGCCUUCUGCAGUAGAUUGUUCUCGCCUUCAGGAAUUUUAUGGAGAUGCCACCACGCCACAGCCGUCUUCUGUAACUAUAUUCUUGGGGAAGGUCACAGAAACAGCAAGGAGCGCCGUUGGUUCAGUGGUUGGCAUCGUAAACAAGGUCGUUGGCAAUGAAAAGGUGGACAGUCUGCUUGAGAAAGUGGACUGGACGUACCGACGCACAAAAGACAAAGGGAAACGCCUCCUGAACAAACUGGGUCUUACUGAUUCCCAAACGCUGUGUCUCGGUCCAGAUGGUCUCUUUCCCUACCCUAAGGACUGUUCCAAGUUUGUUAACUGCUGGCACGGACGUCCCAGCCUCCAGCCAUGCGCACCAGGAACUCUCUUCAAUGCGGCCAAGAGAGUGUGCGACCAUCCUCACCAGACGGUGUGUCCACGCAGCCGUGUGGCCCCAAGCGCCGAGAGCGUGGCGUACGUCGUGGCGCCUCCCUCGGGCCAGAAGAUCAGACUCCGGGGUAGCGACGCUCCCUGGGCAGGAUAUGUUCAGAUCGAAGCUGAAGGCCAGUGGUGGCUUGUUACGGACUCGCGAUGGACGCUCAAUGAUGCCAGCGUUGUUUGCCGGAGUCUUGGGUUUACCAGAGGGGCAGCGGCAGCAACGAAGGGUCGGACGUUCGGCGUGCUACCAGGAAACGGCGUGAGACUGAGGCAAGUGGAGUGCCAAGGUGACGAGGAAAACCUGAGGGAAUGUUUACUGGAGGAGGGAGUACCCGAGGACGUAAACAAAAAAGUCGUGGGUGUCAGGUGUCACAGGAACUGGGUUUCCGAGUGCGGUCCAGGAGGAGUCCGAUGGGGUACCAAGUGCUAUUACGUGUACAGGUCUCCCCUACUUACUCACGCCGAGGCCAGGAUGACAUGCUCCGACCGAGACGCCAGGCUUCUGUCCAUUACUUCCAAGGAGGAGAAUGAUUUUGUAUCGGAACUCUUGUCGGCGAUGGGAGGAGACAGCGAAGGAUUCCAUACUAGUGGGGUUCGACAGCAAAUAUUCGACGAGGUGUUUUGGCUCUGGCAGAACACGACCGUUCCGCCUCAGCGUGAGUUCUCCUUCACUGCUUGGUGGCCAGGAUGGAAUGUGAGCUCAUCAAGCCAGGCUCGUGCCCUGAAUGCCCAGCUUACCACGAUCUCCGACGGACCGACUCAGUGCAUCACCAUCAAGGACAGUUUCCCCGUCCAUUCACAGGUCGAUGCCCGCUCAUCAGCCCCCGCGGAGUACUAUUUUUGGGAGCUCUCGAACUGUGGAACAAAAUUACCUUACGUAUGUGAAAGCGACAAACUUGACAUCGGGUGUAUCGAAGAGCGAGGGGAUACUUAUGAAGGCACGGCAAACAUUACCUCGAAAGGGCUCGUGUGUUUGCCUUGGAGCCACCCAAAAGUUUGGCCCAAAGUUGCUCCUUUUGGAAUAACUCGCGACCUCAGUCACAACUACUGCAGAAAUCUUGACGGGGACGAUGAACCUUAUUGCUUCACAGCCAAAGGCACCACGGACUUUUGCGAUAUUCCGAGGUGCGAGUGGCGAGAGAGCGACGCGGCCGCCCUGGAGACAACGUGCGGGGCGGACAAGUUCACGUGUUCCUCCGGCGCCUGCAUCCACCGCGAGUGGCACUGCGAUGGCCAGCAGGACUGCGAGGACGGCAGCGACGAGCGUGGUUGUCCGGACUACAGCAAGGAGUUCGACAAGGUGUUGCGGAAGAGGCUGCAGGGACGCGACGUGGAGAAGUGGCUCCACAGCGUCAAAGUUGCGUGCGCCUCCCGAUGUGCGCAGGCCAAGAACUUUGUGUGCAUGUCAUUCAACUAUGAACAAUCAACACAAACCUGCAUUCUGAACGACGGCAACAUCGGGCGGUCGGGCGGGCUGGUAGAUGAUCCUACGUGGGAAUAUUACGAGAGGAAGUCCCUGGCUGUUAAUUGCACGAAUAAGUUUGUCUGCAAUGAUGGCAAGUGCAUCAAUUCGACCCAGCGUUGCGACGGCAGGAAAGAUUGCAAAUUGAGCGAAGACGAAGCUGACUGCGAAGGUCGACUCAAUUUUGAAGUGAGACUCGUCAACGGAUCUGAUGCUUACGAAGGGCGCGUUGAGGUCAAAGUGUUUGGUCGUUGGGGUCCCGUGUGUGAUGACAUGUGGGGUCUACCGGAGGGGGACGUGGUGUGUCAUGAGCUGGGCUUCCCUACAGGAGCUAAGGAUGUCUUUGUCGAUUCACAGUUCGGUUCGGGAAAUAGCCAGUUUUUGAUGGACGACCUUAACUGCCACGGUAACGAGGGGAGUUUGGCCGACUGUGAUUUUGCGGGCUGGGGAGAACACGACUGCCAGACGUCCGAGGCUGCGGGCGUGCAGUGUUUCAAGCCGGGAGACGACUGCGGGCGGCACCAGUGGAAGUGCGGGAAUGGGCGUUGUGUCGGGCUGCAGUACCUGUGCGACACUAUAGAUGACUGCAAGGAUAAUUCGGAUGAGGAUAGGGACAUGUGUCAGGCCGACGUGGAAGUCCGGCUCGUGGGCGGCGGCGCGGCUGGCGAGGGCGGUCGAGUGGCAGCCGGGAGGGUGGAGGUGCGCUACCUGGGCAUCUGGGGGACGGUGUGCGACGACGACUUCAGUUUGGAGGAAGGGCACGUCAUCUGCCGCAUGCUGGACUGGAAGGGCGCCGCCUUCGUCUACAAGAACAACUCCUUCGGGCCUGGCGAGGGGCAGGUGUGGCUCGAUGACGUCAGGUGCCUCGGGUACGAGUCGUCGGUGGCAGACUGCCAGCACCUCCCUUGGGGGCAGAACAACUGUGACCACACUGAGGACGUCGGGUUGCUGUGUUCGGAUACGCCGGCGACAGCGUCCGUCGGGUCAAUUCAAACAGAUCCGUCAGACAAUUUCGUGCCCGACCUACCCUCCCUCCCCCUCACGUGCGGGCGGCGGGAGGUCGAAGACACGCCAACCGCGCCCAUGGAGAGGCCGAAGGUCGUCAGCGGCCACACGCCUCCGCCCGGCGCCCACCCUUGGAUGGUCGCUAUUAAGGUGCGAACAAAGACGGGUCCGUCGCAGCAUUGUGGGGGCGCCAUCCUUGGGGAGGACCACAUACUCACCGCCGCCCACUGCCUCUACAAGUAUCCAGCCUCAACAUACAUACUCAAAGUCGGAGAUUACAACAGCCAUGAGGAAGAGGAGGGCGAGCAGCAGUUCCAUGUGGCCUCCAUGACUCUUCACCCGCAGUUCGACAAGGGGCCUUACCUCAACAACGACAUCGCUAUUCUCACCGUUAAGAAGAAGGAUGGGAAGGGGAUAAGAUUUGGGAAGUACGUACAACCCUUGUGCCUCGUACCACCCGGCUGGAAAUACCCUUCGUACCUGAAUUGCACGGUUGCAGGGUGGGGUAGCCUCGGUUCCGAACUAGGACACUCCAAGGUCCUACAGAGCGCUGCACUGCCCAUCCUACCAGACUCCACAUGCAGAGCAGACUAUGUAUACGGUCCAACGAGGCUGACGGAGGGCAUGUACUGUGCAGGCUAUAUGGAAGGAGGAAUAGACACGUGUCAGGGUGAUUCAGGGGGUCCUAUGGUCUGUAUAGUGGAUGGUCGCCAUACUAUUGUUGGCAUCACUAGCUGGGGACACGGCUGCGCCAGAGCUAAUAAACCCGGAGUGUAUACCAAACUCACCAAAUACCUCUCUUGGGUAUACUCCAACAUGCGUUAAUAUAGGAAAUAUAUGUGUAUACCAUGUAUUUUAGUCCCACUGACAUACGAACAAAUAAACACACACACACACACUCUUGCUGUGAAUACCAACGAGCAAUCACCAACACGGACACACCACGAGGGAAGAGCGAAUGCUCCAAAAGAAAGAAACAAAAAGGAAGAAAGAAACAAAGAAGAAAAUAAUGAAAUAAAAAAGGAAGAAAGAAGCAAAGAAGGAAAGGAUGAAAGAAAGAAAUUUAGAAAGAAAGAGAGAAAAAUGGAGGACGAGGUGUACGGGGAGACGAAUCAAAUUCCUUGUCACCCUCACGGCAGCAGACAUCAUAGAGACGACGAAGAAAAGAACCAUAGGAAUAAGAUAUGUUAAUCUUAUAGAAUCAGGAUUCCUAAUCAUGGACCAAAUGUAUGGAUCCCCCCCCCCCCCCCCCGCCUCCUAAGAUGUUAUACCAAUGCAGGGGAAAAGAUCGGGGAAGGUUUUUCACAAGCAGAUAAUUUUUCUUACUUUCGCUCUCCCUUUUCUAACUAACAGCCAUGCCAAUAAUAUCAAUUUCUAAGGCCAGGGAUAUAAUAGAAGGCUUUUCGGACAUUUUGCAAAUCAAUGUCGUUCUACUUCAUAAUAUUUUUCUCUUCCUUUUACUAUUCUGAGAUUGAAUCAUUAGGUUGCAUCAUAUACAUAGAAUUAAUAUUCGCCCUGAUGCAUCCAAAGAAGGUUUAAGGAAAAGAUAUGUUAAGAUGAUAUAUGUCAGUUUCAGGAAAAUCCUAAUACCUAAUGAUAAGGAAAAUUUAAGGAUUUAAGGCAGAAUCUUAUCUCUAAACAUUGAAGGAACACGAUAUAUAAGUUUUGAAAUUAUGCCUCUAUUAGAUUAAACUUCUCUUUAAGAUGUUCACGCCAUGAACCUAUCAAGACCUUUAUAUUGCAUGGAUCGAAAUAUGGUGUGAAAAAAUGAGCCUCAAUCAAAACAGAAGAUAUAUUAAUUAUGACAGAUGGCUUAUAAGUGCCAUCGAGAAACAGACAUCGCUAUUGAAGUAUCUAAUUAAUGUUGUUAUUUACUCCUGACUUAUAGAUAUAGCCGUUACUGUACUAAAACUAAAAAUGAUUGUUGAUAUUACAACCACUAAGCGAUAUGUGGUAUCAUGCAACACACACACACACACACACACACACACACACACACGCAGCGCAGCAGGAGAAGAGAAGAGAGAAGAGAAAUAUGAAAUAUUGUUAAGCUUAAUAGCAAGUGAAUUAAAUACACUGUCCACCCCUCCAAUUUGUAACAGUUUUAUCAUGUCGAAUUUAUUGCAUAAAAUGGAACUGUAACACUUUUAUCAUUGCUAUCAAUGCUUUUAUUCCGUCGUCCACGUGAUAAGGCCCAAUAAAAUAAAAAAAUGUAAA